CACUGACAGCGGACGAGCUUCAUCACAAACUUCAGGACACGAAAUUGGGAUUAUCCCGACUGCAGUAUCAAGUUGGAAUAUUACGGAAGGCCAUCUUCAGCCCAAUUUUCGCAGCGUAGGUUGUGCUUCUCCUUAGUAAAUCCUGGAGCCGCAGUCGGAUUUGUCUCGUCGCUAGUUUUUCGGAAUGUCGGGCAAAAACUUGGUGAUGGGUGAGCCCGCCGAGAGCCGCUUCCAUGUGGACGUGGUCCACGAAGAUGAGUCGAGGGGUCGCUUCCGGGUGGGCUUCGCCGACCCCGGGGCGUUGGGCAGCGCCACCGACAUCGGGCUGCCGCCGGACGUUUUCCUGGAGCCGGACGGGACGCGGAGCGACUCGGUCAGCCUGCAUUCAACGGGCACGGGGCAGACGCAGGUGUCGGACACACACUCCAACACGUACUACAUGAGGACCUUCGGACACAACACCGUGGACGCCGUGCCCAACAUCGACUUCUACCGCCAGACUGAGGCCACGCUCGGUGAGAAGAUGAACAGACCCUCGCUCGCUGAACUCCACGAUCAACUUGACAAGGAUCCUCUAGAGGAUGGGAUGGCCAACGGGGAAGAGCCGUCCGCGGCCGAGGAGGCGGCGGCCCGGGCGGCCAAGGAGGCCAAAGGAACGGCCAUCAAGUUUGGUUGGGUCAAAGGAGUCCUGGUGAGAUGCAUGCUCAACAUUUGGGGCGUGAUGCUCUUCAUCCGAAUGUCAUGGAUCGUUGGACAGGCCGGCAUCGGACUGACCAUCGCCAUCAUCCUGAUGGCCACGGUGGUGACCACCAUCACGGGGCUGUCCACUUCCGCCAUCGCCACCAACGGCUUCGUACGAGGAGGUGGCGCUUAUUACCUGAUCUCCAGGAGCUUGGGUCCAGAGUUCGGGGGCUCCAUCGGCCUCAUCUUCGCCUUCGCAAAUGCUGUGGCAGUGGCCAUGUACGUGGUUGGCUUCGCCGAGACGGUGGUGGAGAUGCUCAACAACGUGGACGCCCUGAUGACUGAUGAGCUGAACGACAUCCGCAUUGUGGGCACGCUGACCGUCAUCCUGCUGCUGGGCAUCUCUGUGGCCGGGAUGGAGUGGGAGGCUAAAGCCCAAAUCGUCCUGCUGCUCGUCCUGCUGGCAGGCAUUGCAAAUUACUUCAUCGGAAGCCUCAUUCCUGCCCAGGAAAAGAAGGCCAAAGGAUUCUUCGGAUAUCAAACUGCCAUCUUUGUGGAAAAUCUGGGUCCAGACUUCCGGGAUGAAGAGACCUUCUUCUCCGUGUUUGCCAUCUUCUUUCCGGCAGCCACCGGGAUCCUGGCGGGAGCCAACAUCUCCGGAGACCUCAGCGACCCCCAGUCCGCCAUCCCCAAAGGAACACUGCUGGCCAUCCUGAUCACGGGCCUCACCUAUGUGGGCGUGGCCAUCUCUGCUGGCUCGUGCAUGGUGAGAGACGCUACGGGUGACGUCAACGACACGCUGAGUGACACCAUCAACUGCACAGACACCUCUGCCUGUACGCUAGGGUACGACUUUUCCAUUUGCAAUGAGGGAGGAUGCCAGUACGGACUCAUGAACGACUUCCAGGCGAUGAGUCUGGCAUCGGCCUUCGGUCCUCUAAUCACAGCGGGAAUCUUCUCGGCCACCUUGUCGUCCGCUCUGGCCUCUCUGGUCAGCGCUCCAAAAGUCUUCCAGGCUCUGUGCAAGGACAACAUCUACCCAGGCUUGGGCAUCUUCGCCAAAGGUUAUGGCAAGAACAACGAGCCGCUGCGUGGAUAUGUGCUAACCUUCUGCAUCGGCCUCGCCUUCAUCCUCAUUGCCGAGCUGAACAUCAUCGCUCCGAUCAUCUCCAACUUUUUCCUGGCGUCCUAUGCGCUUAUCAACUUCUCCGUCUUCCACGCCUCGCUGGCCAACUCUCCAGGGUGGCGUCCCAGCUUCAAGUACUACAACAUGUGGGUGUCUCUGGCGGGCGCCAUCUUGUGCUGCGUGGUGAUGUUUGUCAUCAACUGGUGGGCGGCGCUGGUCACGCUGCUCAUUGUCCUGGCGCUCUACAUCUACGUCAGCUACAAGAAGCCUGACGUCAACUGGGGCUCAUCCACUCAGGCUCUCAUCUACAACCAGGCGCUCACGCAAUGUCUCAACCUGACCGGUGUGGAGGAUCACGUCAAGAACUUCAGGCCUCAGUGUUUGGUUCUGACCGGGUAUCCGAGCUCUCGGCCCGCUCUGCUGCAGCUGGUCCAUUCCUUCACAAAGAACGUGGGCCUGAUGGUGUGUGGACACGUCAGGAUUGCGUGUCGGCGUCCCAACGUGAAGGAGGCGUCUCAGGAGCAUGCGCGCUGUCAGCGUUGGCUGAACAAGAAACACAUCAAAGCUUUCUACGCUCCCGUUUUCUCCGACACGCUCAGACACGGUGUGCACUUCCUCCUGCAGUCCGUGGGUCUGGGCCGUCUGAAGCCCAACACUCUGGUGCUGGGCUUCAAGAACAACUGGAUGGAGGGUCACAUGAACGAUGUGGAGACAUACAUCAACAUCAUCCAUGACGCCUUCGACCUGCAGUUCGGGAUGGUGAUCCUGAGGCUUCCGGAGGGUCUGGACAUCUCUCACAUCCAAGGACAAGAUGAGCUGUCUUGUUCCAAUGAGAAGCCUCCGAUCAGCAAGGACACCCCGGUGACCGUCACUUUAACCAAAGACUCUGACUCGGACUCAAGUCCAUCCAAAACCACCAGCAAUCAGAGCAGCCCGCUCAUCAUUAGAGACAGCAAAGCCACUCUGAGUGCGAGCGAUCAGCGCCUUCUGGAGUCCAGUCAGCAGUUCAAGAAGAAACAAGGAAAAGGAACCAUCGACGUCUGGUGGCUCUUUGACGACGGAGGGUUGACGCUGCUGCUUCCCUACCUGCUGACCAACAGAAGCAAAUGGGCCGACUGCCGCAUUCGAGUCUUCAUUGGAGGAAAAAUCAACCGCAUCGACCAUGACAGACGCAUGAUGGCGACGCUGCUCAGCAGAUUCCGCAUCGACUUCUCAGACAUCAACGUCCUGGGAGACAUCAACACCAAACCCAAGAAACACAAUAAAUUGUGGUUCAAGGCCCUGGUGGAGUCGUACAGGUUGAAGGAGGAGGACAUGGACCAGGAGGCGGCCGAGCGUCUGAAGGCCGAGCAGCCCUGGAGGAUCACCGACAACGAGCUGGAGCUCUACAAGGCCAAGAGCAAUCGCCAGAUCCGACUCAACGAGCUCCUCAAGGAACAUUCCAGCGACGCCAAGCUCAUCGUCAUGACGAUGCCCCUGGCGAGGAAGGGCGUGGUGUCUAGCGCCCUCUACAUGUGCUGGCUGGAAACGCUCUCCAAGGAACUUCCUCCUCUGAUGCUGGUGCGGGGAAACCACCAGAGUGUCCUCACAUUCUACUCUUAGCGCGCGCGCACACACACACACACACACACACGCACACACACACACACACACCUACUCUUAGCGCGCACACACACACACACGCACACACGCACACAAUAAAGUCACACUUUGACUUUCGUGUCACUUGCUGUGUUAUGUUGACUUUUUAUGAUUACCAUUAACAUACUGACCAAAUACACACUUAACAGUUUGUUGUGUAGAUGAUUUAAAGUUUUAGUGACGUGAAGAAUGUGUC
Phycodurus eques (leafy seadragon) is the source of this 3644-nucleotide messenger RNA. RefSeq names its product solute carrier family 12 member 2-like. Gene Ontology annotation, cellular component: membrane. Gene Ontology annotation, biological process: potassium ion homeostasis; sodium ion transmembrane transport; chloride transmembrane transport. Gene Ontology annotation, molecular function: sodium:potassium:chloride symporter activity; ammonium channel activity. The transcript has 26 exons. The record is from RefSeq and is a predicted model, not a curated record. The coding region runs from base 185 to 3409 and encodes 1074 amino acids. NCBI's taxonomy places the organism in Eukaryota, Metazoa, Chordata, Actinopteri, Syngnathiformes, Syngnathidae.